ACAAGGCUUCAGUGCGGAAACAACUUUCGACAUGAGCAGUUGUCGAUUCGGAGUUUGGCUGUUGGCCAACUUGCUCUUGGCCACAUUAAUUGCCAAUUGUGCGAGCCUCGAUUAUCGACUGAAUCCGAAUGUGCUGCCAUCGUAUUAUAAUCUAACCAUCGGCAUACAGGGUGAGGCCGAUAAUCCCGGCACAACAUUCGAUGGCGAAGUCAACAUCACACUACUCACAACACAAUCGAAUGUGAACAGCAUUCGACUGCACAAGGACUCCAUUGAGAUUGAGAGCUGUGUGCUCUACAAUGCUGCCGGCAACGUAGUGGAGCAAAUUGCCAAUACUCAACUCACAUUUGAGCAGGAGACUCAACAGCUGACAGUGCCGCUGAGUCAGUCGUUGACCGUCAAUCAGAACUACACACUGUACUUCAAGUACACGGGUACAGUGAGAGCAGAUACCACAGUGGGUCUGUUCUCCGUCAGCUAUGCGGAGGAGCAGACGGGGAUCACAAAGUGGGUGCUGCUAACCGAGAUGCAGGCCAUAAACGCACGUCUUGUGUUUCCCUGCUUCGAUGAACCCGCCCUCAAGGCCAAGUUUGAGCUGCACAUUCGACGGCCCAGCGUAUUCAACUCGAUUAGCAACACACAAUUGAUCAGUACUACAAACGAAGCCAAUAAUCGCUAUGUGGAUCACUUUGAUGUGACGCCCAUUAUGUCCACUUAUCUCUUGGCUUUUGUUAUCUCCGAAUAUCGUGCACGCGGUGAUCCCAACGAGUUGGCCAUCUAUACUCGGCCAGAGUUCUACAACUACACCGAGUUCAGUUACAAUGUGACGCAGCGUGUGCUGCCAUUCUACUCUCUGGUUUUCGAGCAAUCCUAUGAGGAGUUGGGCAAUAAGCUGUUCCAAUAUGCAACGACGCCGCAAUUUCCACACAACAGCAUGGAGAAUUGGGGUCUAGUUAUAUUCAAGGACAAAGUAGUCUUGGAGGAAGAAGGUUAUACAGAUGGCUGGAAUCAAAAAGAGUUUACCAUUCGCAAUAUCAUCCAUGAAAAUGCGCACAUGUGGUUCGGAAAUAGUGUGACAUUGAAAUGGUGGAGUUAUGUCUGGAUGCAGGAAGGAUUCGCUCGCUUCUAUGAGUUCUUCCUAGGCAACGAGCUGUACCCAGAGUAUCAAUUGGAUCAACAGUUUGUUGUUCAGAAGCUGCAACACGUCAUGUCCACUGACGCCUUAAAUCUUACCAUGCCCAUGACCAGCCCAGAGGAUUCGAUUCAAACUCUCGCAGACAUUAAUUACAUGUUUGGCAGAAUCUCCUUUGCCAAGGCAGCCAGCAUUAUUCGCAUGUGGCGCAAUUGCAUGGGCGAGGACAACUUCAACAAGGCUAUGAUAAGCUAUCUCAGAGCAAAUCAUUUGGGCAACACAGAGCCAAGUGAUUUGUUCGAUCAUCUCACGCAAUAUUGGUCACCUGUAUACACCAAUCUGAAAACGUUCUUCACCGACUUUACCGAACAAGUUGGCUACCCAACGAUCAUGGUGAACAUUAGCAUGGAAAAUCGCGUGGUGCGGUUGCAGCAGAGUCGCUUUUUAUCCAAUCCUGGAGAUGGUAGCGAUGCGACUUUGCGCUACACUGUCCCCAUCACAUAUACGACGAAUCUGGAAGCGAACUUUCAAAAUUUAACACCAAGCAUGUACUUUGAUAAAAUUCUCGACAUUGCGCAGUUCAAUUUCAACGAUCCCAUCGACUGGAUUAUCUUGAACAUAAAGCAAUCCAACUACUAUCGAGUGCUCUACGAUACGCCAAUUCUCAAUCAAAUUCAACUUGCUCUCACCGAGGAUAAACACAGUGGAAUCGCUGUUGAGAAUCGUGCAGCUCUCAUUGAUGAUCUCUUCAACUUUGCCUACGCCGGCAUGAUCGAUUACGAGCAGGUCUUCGAGUUCAUUGAGUACUUGAGCACAGAAAUCGAAUAUAUACCGUGGUUUGCAGCCUACGAUGGUCUGCAGGAUGUGACAAAGCGAUUGACGCCACAGCAACUGAUCAAUUUCGAGAAAUAUCUGAGUGAUAUUACGUUGGCAGUCUACGCUCAGCUGGGCGUCAAUUGGAAGUGGCAAGAUACAGUGCUGGAAGUGUACAAUCGCAACAUGCAAGUGUCCUGGCUGUGCAAGUAUCAAAAUGCAGCUUGUAACGAAGAUGUGCAGCGUAGCUUUGAUGAGAACCUCGAGAAGCCAUCGCCCGACUAUCGUGAAACAUUCUAUUGUGCCGCUGCUCGCACCUCGGGCUACAAUCGCGUACUUGCCUUGUACAAGAAUGAGACCAACUCCAAUGAUCGUCAGUUGCUUUGGCGAGCUGCCAGCUGCACAAGGAACUCGGCACGCUCGCACUACGAGAUCGAGAUCUUGGGCAACUCGACGAGCGUUGCUCUCAAGACUACGGGCAUCGCGCAGUUGUAUCAGCAGAAUCCCGAUUUGAUAAACAAUGUCUACUCUAUGAUCACCGAAGACAUUGAGAGCUUGGCCAACGCUUUGGGCAGCUGGUCGCGAACAGCAGAUGUGCUAAGUGAGAUGGCCGAUUACUUUACCACACGGGAACAGCAGCAACAAUUCUCUGACUUUAUAGAGAAGAACUCUGCAUCGUUUGGUGAUUCAGUGACAACACUCAAGACAGCUCUGACCACUGUGGAGACGAACGUGCAAUGGGCCGAGCGUCGUUUGGGCCGAUUGGUCAACUUUUUUUGGCCAAAAGAAAUGGCGCUGCUGCCGUUGGAUUGACGCUAGCAACAAUGCUGCUGAUGAUGAUGUCGACGCUGCUCAACUUAUUGUGAUUUGUGUGUGUACAAAGAGAGUAUAUGUGUGAGAGAGAGAGAGAGAGAGAGAGGAAAUAAAA
Molecule: messenger RNA, 2873 nt
Organism: Drosophila sulfurigaster albostrigata
Lineage: Eukaryota; Metazoa; Arthropoda; Insecta; Diptera; Drosophilidae
Product: aminopeptidase N-like
Exons: 6
Coding region: 32-2758 (908 amino acids)
Biological process (GO): proteolysis; peptide catabolic process
Cellular component (GO): cytoplasm
Molecular function (GO): peptide binding; zinc ion binding; metalloaminopeptidase activity
Source: RefSeq, a predicted model, not a curated record